AUGGGGACAAUCUCCAAUGACAUCCGGAGACUUUUGGAGGACAGUCACUACUUUUUAACUGAAGUUCUUGAGGAGGAAACACUGAGCAAAUACGCAGAUGAGAUCAGACAAGUUCUGCUGAAUAACUUUAGUGUUGUCCAAAAGGGAAAUCCUAAGGACUUUUCUUUGAACGCCGAUUCGCAGCACGAAGACAUUUCCGAUGACAACGGCAGAUCCAGUCUCGGCCGCUCAGUUCCCUCCGAUGAGGCUUCAAUUGCGUCUGAUUACCAGGAUGAUGGAGCCCAAGAGUGUCUUCAGGCUCUCCCCGCGGUGGCCGUCCAGGACCUCAACCCAAUAAUAAAGCAAGAUUACUUGGAAAAGCGGCGACGAGACCCCGGCUUCUUUGGCUCAGAAUGGCAGAAGAGAUGGUGUGUCAUUUCCAAAAAUAUAUUGUUUUAUUUUGGAAAUGAGAAAGAUAAGCAGCAGAAGGGAGCCUUUUAUAUUAAUGGUUACAAGGCAGAAUUAGUUACAAACCUCAGAAAAGACUCCAAGAAGAAUGCUUGUUUUGAACUCACUGCUCCAGCAAGACGAUCCUUUCAGUUUGCAGCGAGCAGUCCUCAAGAUGCCCAAGAUUGGGUGGACCAAAUCAAUUUUAUUACUAAAGACCUCCAAUCUGACCAAAUUCCUUGCGACGAGGACGAAGAGGAUGUGGAUGAGGUGGAAGAGGGCUCAUAUGACGAUAUUGAAGGAGUAUUGGGUCCCGACCUUCCACAUCCCAAUGCACCUCCACAUGGCACCCAGGCAGAGCAGGAAGACAGCGAGGGGGAAGAAAUUUACCAGGAGUUGCCAGACGAUUUCAUAGACCCUUCAGACAACAAUUCCCUGGAUCGGUCCACAGAUUACGAUAACUACUUCCAAGGCUUAUGGGACUGUGAGGGCGAUGAACCGGACGAGCUCACUUUCCAAAGAGGAGACGUCAUCUACAUUCUUAGCAAGGAGUACAACAUUCACGGCUGGUGGGUCGGAGAGCUCAGGGGCGCCGUGGGCAUCGUCCCCAAAGACUUCCUGCACCCUGCCUACAUCCUGUGA
Molecule: messenger RNA, 1068 nt
Organism: Knipowitschia caucasica
Lineage: Eukaryota; Metazoa; Chordata; Actinopteri; Gobiiformes; Gobiidae
Source: the annotation of a GenBank genome assembly